ACCAGCGGUAACAGCUGAGAUUUUUCUUGAAGAUAACAACACCUGUUAAAAGUCAAACUCACCUUCAAUCGAAAUGGUUUAAGAAAAAAGAGAUGAAGAAAGCACCAAGUCCCCGCAACUUCCCCUCGAGCCAAAGACAGGAAAACUUCAUUCUCCGAGAUGAACCGGCCGGCAAUAGCGCAUCCAAUGGAACUCGUUCUGCCUUGAAAUAUUUCAAGGUUGCAGCAAAGAAAGUUGCUGGAGCUUUCGCCGUUGUUCUCUUCUGGCGGAAGAAGGUCGACUCAAAAUAUCAUAUAGCUGAUUCCAGCAGAAAUAUCGUUCGAACCAGAGGGAAUUCGGUUUCAAUAGAUCCUUCUUCGGGGAGCAGCGCGAAGAGUUCAUCAAUUUUCAAGUCCUCUAGCUCUGGUUAUUCUUCCUGUGUUUUCAAUGGUCAAGUUGGGAAUUUCUCCAUUGAAGAGAUUUACAAGGCAACCGAAAAUUUCUCUCCAGCUAAUAUAAUUGGGGAAGGCGGAUUUGGGACAGUGUACAAGGGGAGGCUCCGGGAUGGUACUCUUGUUGCAAUAAAGCGCGCUAGAAAGAACAAACAUGAAAACCACUUGGAGUUCAAGAAUGAAAUGCUUACCUUGUCAACGAUUGAGCAUCUGAAUUUGGUAAGGUUGUAUGGAUAUCUGGAGCAUGAAGAUGAGAAGAUCAUUCUGCUUGAAUAUGUCAGCAAUGGGACACUCCGGGAACAUCUUGAUGGUACCUUGGGAAAAGGACUCGAAAUUGCAGAGCGGCUGGAGAUUGCAAUCGAUAUUGCUCAUGCAGUUACCUACCUUCACAUGUACACAGAUCAUCCAAUAAUCCACAGAGACAUAAAAGCAUCAAACAUUCUCAUAACAGAGAAACUGCGUGCAAAAGUGGCAGACUUUGGGUUUGCACGAUUGGGCUCAACAGAUCCUGACGCAACUCAUGUUUCAACUCAAGUCAAAGGAACGGCAGGCUACUUGGAUCCUGACUACCUCAGGACGAAUCAACUCACCGAUAAGAGUGAUGUUUACUCCUUUGGUGUGUUGCUUGUAGAACUGAUGACUGGAAGAAAACCCAUUGAAACGAAGAGAUCAAUCAGUGAGCGGGUAACAAUAAGAUGGGCAAUAAAGAAACUGAACGAAGGAGAGGCAGUAAUUGCCAUGGAUCAAAGGCUGCAAAGGAGCCCAGAAUCAGUCAUGGCAGUGGAGAAGGUACUCAAACUAGCUCACCUGUGCCUUGUACCUACGAGAAAAUCAAGACCUUCCAUGAAACAAUGUGUCGAGGUAUUAUGGAAUAUCCGAAAAGAUGUUAGAGAAAGAUCCAGUUCUCAUUCUCUCCCUCCUAGUUCUCCUCAAUCUGCAAACUUUCCCGAGAGAGAUGCUAAGAAGAGUUUACAUAUAUCUUUUGGUGUUGAAGAUGGUGACAGCUACAAAUUUAUCUCUGCAUGAUUGAGCGGCAAGCGGAUUUUAAGAGAAACAUCAUUAUUUCAUCUGUAAUUUUUUCUUAAUGUAGAAAUACAAAAUGAUAUAUUCAUUUGUUAUAAUUCUUGUGAGUUUGUGCUCAUUCUUUUGAAAUCUAAGAAGACAUGUAGAUAACGAGUUGUUUGUGUUUUUAGUAAAUAUAAGACUAGGUGGAAGACAAGAUUAUGAAUUUUAAGUUAA
Molecule: messenger RNA, 1670 nt
Organism: Juglans regia (Persian walnut)
Lineage: Eukaryota; Viridiplantae; Streptophyta; Magnoliopsida; Fagales; Juglandaceae
Product: calmodulin-binding receptor-like cytoplasmic kinase 2
Exons: 7
Coding region: 93-1457 (454 amino acids)
Biological process (GO): protein phosphorylation
Molecular function (GO): ATP binding; protein kinase activity
Source: RefSeq, a predicted model, not a curated record